AUGAGCUCUCCCAGCGAAAAAGAGGCCAGCGGCGGCGAGGUCAUGACCACUACGGUCAGUCCCGUGCUGGACGCCUCCCGCGCUCUCGAAGCUGCGGCCGCCACCGAGGCCGAACACAACAUGGGUCUGAUGAAAUCGCUCAAGCUUUACAAAAAGGCAUGCAUGUGGUCCAUCUUCUUCUCGACAUGUAUUGUCAUGGAAGGAUUUGACAUGACCAUCAUCAAUGGUCUCUACGUCUACCCUGCCUUUGCCGAAAAAUUUGGCGAGCCCUCGGCCGACGGGUACCAGCUGACGGCUGCGUGGCAGUCGGGUCUCUCCAACGCCGCUCUCUGCGGCCAGAUUCUUGGCCUCUUUGUUGCUGGUGUUAUUGCCGAUCGUUUCGGCUAUCGCAAGACUCUAGUCGGCGCCCUCACCCUCUGCAUCUGCUUCAUCUUCAUCAUCUUUUUUGCCGAGUCCCUUCCUCAGCUUCUGGUCGGCGAACUCCUCAUUGGCUUUCCCUGGGGUGUCUUCCAGACUCUCACGACGACAUACGCGUCGGAAGUCUGCCCUACUCAUCUUCGUGCAUACCUCACGACCUAUGUCAACCUCUGCUGGGUCAUGGGCCAGUUUAUCGCUUCCGGUGUCCUCCGUGGCAUGAUCCCACUCAACAACAAAUGGGGCUACAAGAUCCCAUUUGCCCUGCAAUGGGCAUGGCCGCUGCCUCUCAUCAUCGGUAUCUGGCUCGCUCCGGAAUCGCCGUGGUGGCUGGUGCGCAAAAACCGACUCGACGACGCAAAAAUAUCGCUUCAACGCCUCACGACCCGCAAUAGUGGCUUUGAAUUCCGGCCUGACGAGACCAUCUCCAUGAUGAUUCACACCAACGAAAUGGAGAGAAAAAUCCAAGCGGGUACAACGUACUUGGAUCUAUUCAAAGGCGUCAACCGCCGCCGUACUGAGAUUGCUGCCUGCGUGUGGGUCAUCCAGACAAUGUGCGGCGCUUCGUUCAUGGGUUACUCGACCAUGUUUUACCGCCAAGCCGGUCUUGCCACGGAAAAUGCGUUCAGCAUGUCGCUCGCUCAGUAUUCUCUUGGUUUCAUCGGUACAAUCUUCUCAUGGUUCCUCAUGACGCGCUUCGGCCGCCGCUCUCUGUACCUCUAUGGACAGUGCAUCCUCUUCGUCUUGCUCGUCAGUAUUGGCGGCGCCGCGUUUGCUGGUCGCCAGAACAUCUCCGCGCAAUGGACUAUUGGAUCUUUACUCCUUGUCUACACUUUCUUCUAUGACUGCACUGUUGGACCCGUCUGCUACUCGCUCGUCUCCGAAAUCAGCUCGACGCGACUCCGCACCAAGUCUGUCGUCUUCGCGCGUAACAUGUACAACAUUGCCAGCAUCGCUACCAACAUCCUCACCCCGCGCAUGCUCAAUCCGACCGCUUGGGACUGGGGUGCCAAGUCUGGCCUAUUCUUCGCCGGCACCAGCGCUUUGUGCAUCACGUGGACCUACUUCCGCCUGCCCGAGCCUAAGGGCCGCACCUUUGGCGAGCUUGACGUGCUCUUUGAGCGUCGUGUAUCAGCCCGCAAAUUCAGUGCAGCGGUUGUAGAUCCUGCCGAGAUUUAUGGUAUCGAGCCGGAAGACGGAAAAGCGCUCGCGGAGAAGACGGAGGGCAAGGCCGAGCUCAUUGAGCAGGCGAAAUAA
Molecule: messenger RNA, 1671 nt
Organism: Cordyceps militaris CM01
Lineage: Eukaryota; Fungi; Ascomycota; Sordariomycetes; Hypocreales; Cordycipitaceae
Product: sugar transporter, putative
Exons: 1
Coding region: 1-1671 (556 amino acids)
Biological process (GO): carbohydrate transport; transmembrane transport
Cellular component (GO): membrane
Molecular function (GO): carbohydrate:proton symporter activity
Source: RefSeq, a predicted model, not a curated record